AUGGUGGAUUGUUGUGGUUUUUGUGUUUGUGAGUUGUUGUGAAUUGUAAACGUAAUUAUUUAUCCGGGACAUAAAAAGUAGAGAGAUUUUGAAUCGAUGCGGGGUUAAGUGAACCCACCCUCCUUACCGGACGAAAUGGGGUCCCCUCCCUUAUGUAGGGGAUGUUAGGGUAGACAAAGGGUAGUCACCCCUGUGCGGAGGGGAGCUUAGGCCUUGGGCGACCGUUGGAAGGGAAGGGAUAACUAUUUCAAGAUCGGCAUUUCCCCUUUGCGCUAUAUUACGCGGUGGAUGUGAGAAAGUUUAAAACUGUUGUGUUACAUUAAAGUAUAUAAUAUUUUAUAUCAUGGAAACCAAGGUGGAAGAUAUGAGAUCGGUGGAGGAAAUCAUUAAACGGAAUUUAAUGGCAAGGACGAAACUUGCUAAGAUAAUCCACGAAGCAGACGGCACUGUGCGAUACGAAUGUGUGGAAUGUCCCGCGCAAUAUUAUGACAAGGAGAAACUGGAACUCCAUCUUUGCAAGCAUAACGACGAGUACAGAUAUCUCUGCGGCAUUUGUGGAACUGGGUUGAAACGCAAAGAACACCUGGAGCGCCACACCCAGGAGCACUUGGAGGUUCGCCCCUACCACUGCAACGUGUGCAGCAAGGCGUUCAAACGUAAGGAACAUCUGAACAUACAUCUCGCGAUACAUAGCGGCGGGAAACCACUUGAAUGUGAAGUUUGUCGAAAGACAUUCUACCGCAAAGACCAUUUACAAAAGCACAUGUUGACGCAUAACAAGCACUUCCUGGGCGACAUGCUGGAGCGGCUGGCGGAAAGAGACGGUGUCACCAUCAAGCAAGAGAUGGAAGAAGAAUUCCUCACACCCAUUAUAACCAGCGUCUCUGGGAGCGUUGGCGAUACUAAGAUUAAAAUGGAGAUGCCUGAUGUAAUGGAGGAGUCUGAAUGUGACCAGCCUAUCAGGCCUUUGCCUGUGAUCAAUGACAGCGCGUACCAGAAGAUGAGACCUUACGUCUGUAACAUAUGCAACAAGAGAUACAAAAGACGAGAUCAUCUGAAGGUGCACAGCAAAACCCAUACGAAAAAGACUAAAGUGUGCUCCGAAUGUGGGUUAGCAUUUCACUACGACGGUCAACUGUUGUCGCAUAUAAACUCGGUGCACCUGCAGGCGUACCGGCUAGAGGGCGACACUGACGGCAUCGCAAGGCUCAAAAUCAUGCUCGGAGAUAAGGCACAACUACUCAUGGCGUCUGAUGGUACAGACAUGCUAGUGCCGAGGGUCAGGAAAACAUCUGAUGAAAGACCGCAUGUGUGCCACAUCUGCAACCGCAAGUUCAAGAGGAAACAGCACCUGAAGGUGCACGGCAACGUCCACAUGCGGGUCUCACAGCCCACCAUUUGGUGCUCGCUUUGUAACGAAGGUUUCUACGCCAACGAUCAGUUCGAGCGGCACAAAUGCACGCCCUGGGAGCGGGGCGAGGUGGGCGGGGGAGGAGGGAGCGGGGCCACACAUGAGGCCAAGAAAGAGAAUAUCUGCUCCCAGGACUAUGUCGAGGUGAUAGAAGAGCCUCAGAACCUCGGUAACGGCAGCAUAGAGGACCAAGAGCUCCUGGUGCCGAGGCAGAGUAACGGUGAUGUUCUGGGGGAUGUAAGCGAGGAGGGGGAGCUGGUUGGGGCGGCGGUGAUGGGAGACAUGGGGGAGAUGGGUCUGCCGGUGCCGCGGCGCGUGUACGUGUGCAAGUACUGCACGAAGCCCUUUAAACGGAAGGAUCAUUUCAAGAUACAUCUUCAUAUACACACCGGUAUCAAGUCCUUCUUCUGUCCUGUUUGUGGGAAAGGUUUCUACCGCAAGGACCACCUGCAGAAGCACACGCAGGUGCACAGCAAGAGACGGCCGGCACGUCGUCGUCUCCCAGACCUCUACCCCAUCAGCGUCAUCAACAACGAGGUCGUGCCGGAGAUCACCAUACAUGCACCAUCGAAUACGAAGCUGCGUGUACCGCUGCAAAUUAAAGUGCCGUACCAAAUGGUGAUGUCAAUGGACAAUGGUGAACAACGAGCUAUCACCAUAGACCCACAGGCCUCGACCAGGUCACAAUGAACUCCGUACUGUCGUACUCAGAGAUAAUGGCCACUAAAGCGACCCUUAGUGAAAGUAGUUAGACAAUUUUAUCAUAUAGUUAUGCAAACUAAUAUUAUUUUACGAUAUAUGUCUACCCCGAAAGUGGUAAGCGUGAUGUUUUAAAAGCAUAAACGUUAUAUUAUCAAUCGUGUGUUUAUGAACUGAGAAAAGGCUAAAUAAUUAUUUUGUUCAUGUUCGUUCAAAUAUUAAAAAUGUUCAUAUAAUUAACUAACUAUUAUAACAGUACUAGUAAUCGCCUGCGACUCCGUCUGUGCGGGAUUAAA
This is a messenger RNA of Papilio xuthus (Asian swallowtail), 2406 nucleotides long. RefSeq names its product zinc finger protein 484. Gene Ontology annotation, molecular function: RNA polymerase II cis-regulatory region sequence-specific DNA binding; DNA-binding transcription factor activity, RNA polymerase II-specific. Lineage: Eukaryota; Metazoa; Arthropoda; Insecta; Lepidoptera; Papilionidae. The transcript is spliced from 12 exons. The record is from RefSeq and is a predicted model, not a curated record. Gene Ontology annotation, biological process: regulation of transcription by RNA polymerase II. The coding region runs from base 344 to 2101 and encodes 585 amino acids. Gene Ontology annotation, cellular component: nucleus.